GGGCCCAGGGCUGGGUCGGAAAAGCUGCCUCACUGCACCGCCCUGCCCUUCCCGCCCCACGCUCCGGCCCAGGCCUCCGGUACAAUUUCGCUGCUCCUUCCCGCAGGCUGCGCCUGCAGCGGCUUCACCGAAAAUGUCCCAGCCGGGCCCGCAGCCCGCCGCCUCUCCUAGGCCCCGGCGAGGCGCCGCAGCUCGCCACACCCAAGAGCAUGUUACUGAAAAGAAUAUUGAAUCAUCUUCUAAACCAGGAGAAAAGAAAGGAUCAGAUGAGAAAAAAGCAGCAAGUGCGGGCAGUAGCCAGCCUUCCAGAGCCCAUGCUGGUGGAGCCACCACAGCCACCAAGGUGACAGCUUCCUCUGCUGCCAGCAGCAAGUCUCCCAGUAUGAGUUCCACAGAAGCUAAGGUCCUUGCAGUCAGCAAACAGAUGGAAGGACCACAUCCACCUGACAAGAAAAGGCACAGAAAACAGGCAGUGAAAACGGAGUCUGAGAAGUCACAACCAAGUGAGAAUGAAACAAAGGAGAAAAGAUCAAGCAGGGGAGAUGGUCUGCCACCUAUGGUUCAUGAGAAAAAGUCUCAAGAAAGAAAAGCAAAGGAAGGUCCAGAGCCCCCAAAUGCUCCCAAGCCUGCAUCAGAGACAAGAAGUACAGGUGCUCAUAAAGAAAAAACAGUUUCCAGAUCAAAUGAGCAGAAGUCAGCAGAACCAAAAACAAAAUCAGAAGAUAUUCCUUCUGCUGGUGGAGGGAAGAUGGUUGCAGGUGUGACUGUGGCUGAGGCAUCGGACAAGGCGAUUGAUAAGUCAGGCAUGGAUGCUGCUUUGGAUGACUUGAUAGACACUUUAGGUGAACCUGAGGAUUCUAAGAAAGAUGAUCCACCAUAUACUGGACCAGUAAUUUUGGACCCAAUGUAUUCUACCUAUAUUGAGGAAUUGGGUAAAAAGGAAGGGACUAUUCCUCCAGAGUACAGGAAACUUCUGGAUAAAAAAGAAGGGAUUGCCACACCUCCUCCAGAAUCCCCUAAACCCAUGGGGACUGAUGAUGCUAUAGAUGCCUUGUCAUCUGAUUUCACCUGCAGUUCUCAGACUGGAAAGCAAACUGAGAAAGAGAAAUCUACAGGGGAAGUUCUUAAAGCGCAGUCUGCAGGAGUGACUAGAAGUGCAGUUUCUCCCCAGGAAAAGAAAAAGAAGUUUGAAGAGGAGGUCAUGAGUGAUCAAGCCGUGCAGGCUCUGUCAGAUUCACUAGGCACAAGGCAGCCAGACCCGGAGAGCCAUCUUAGCCCAGUUCAUGAAGUCAAAGAGGAAAAAAGAAAGGAAAAAAAGCAGGAGAAGUGUGGCGAAGAUGAUGACACAGUCCCCUCUGAGUACAGGUUAAAGCCAGCUACGGAUAAAGAUGGGAAACCACUAUUGCCAGAGCCUGAAGAAAAGUCUAAGUGCCUGAGUGAGUCAGAACUAAUUGGGAAGCUUUCAGAAGAUUUUGGCCAAUCUACUUAUCAAGACAAACCAUCUAUGCCAGCUGAGAAAAUACAAAAAUCUAAGGAAACAUCUCCAACUCCUGUGGCAGAGCCUGUGCUUCGGGCCUCCAUGUGCAGUAUACAGACGCCACCACCCAAACCAACAUCCUCGAAGGGCAUGAUGCCAGAUGAUGCUGUAGAAGCCUUGGCUGGAAGCCUGGGGAAACGGGAAGCAGAUCCAGAAGAUGAAAAACCUCUAGUGGAUAAAGUCAAGGAGAAAGCUAAAGAAGAAGACCAUGAGAAACUUGGUGAAAAAGAAGAAACAAUUCCUCCUGAUUAUAGACUAGAAGAGGUUAAGGGUAAGGAUGGAAAACCACUCCUACCAAAACAGCCCAGGGAACAACUUCCACCCUUGAGUGAUGACUUCCUGCUUGAUGCAUUGUCUCAGGACUUCUCCAGUCCUGUAAACAUACCAUCUCUUGAAUUUGAAGAUGCCAAACUCUCUGCUGCCAUUUCUGAAGUGGUUUCCCAGACGCCUGCUCCUAGCACCUAUGCAGCAGCCCUACCACCUGACACUGAGCAGAGUGACAAAGACAUUGAUGAAGCCUUGGAUAAACUUUCUGACAGUCUUGGGCAAAGAGAGCCUGACCCAGAUGAGAAUAAGCCAAUGGAUGAUAAAGUGAAGGAAAAAGUCAAAAUGGAACAUAGGGAGAAACUGGGAGAAAGAGAUGACACCAUCCCACCUGAAUAUAGGCAUCUCCUGGAAAAGGAUGGGCAGGACAAACCAGAGAAGCCACCGACAAAGAAAUCAAAGAAGCCAGAUCAGGACCAGGACCCCAUAGAUGCCCUCUCAGAAGAUUUGGAUAACUGCCCCUCAACUGCAAAGACAUCACAGAAUACAGCAAAGGAGAAGAGCAAGAAGACUUCGGGUUCCAAAACACCCAAGAAGGGAGUGAAAACAAAGGAUUCCUCCAAGACAGAGGAAGUGACCAAGUCAAAGGCUGAUGAAAAUGCAAGCUAAAGUUUACGUAUUUGGGUAUCUAAAUAGAAAUUCUUCAGUUGGUGGAUGGUGACUUUUGAAGAACAAAGGCUUUGGUGACAAUUUUUCUGGGUGGUAUCUAGACAGUGGUAUUUGUUAUAUCUUUUGACAUCUCAGACAUUGGUUUGAUAUUUUUUUUUUCCGGAAAGAAAAUAUUUGUCUGGGUCACUUGUGUUCUGUAUUAAGUAUUGAUACUUUUCAAAGAUUUUUAAUUACCUUUGGGUGGGAAAACGAAGCUUUGUAUUUGUAAGAAAUAUAUUUGAUAGUUUGCUAAAAUGCCAAAAAUCUCAAAAAAAAACUUUGCAGACUUUUGCACAUUAUACACACAGUGCCUAUAAAUCUCAUUAGUAUUUUUGGUUUGCUUUUAAUUUUUUUUAGCAUUUGAAAAGUAAUGUUCUAUUCUUUUGUCAGUAUUUUGAUUUCUUAUCACGUUUUUUUCCUCUUGGGCUUUUGAACUGUAUUUGAUGUAUCUUUGGGUUAAUGUUGAUAACCCAAAUAUAAAAUAUUGUACAUUGGGCACAUAACUAUUUUGGGGCUGCUAAUAAAUUAAUGAUGAAUAACCUGGAUAAACAUUGGGAGCAGCAGUCUCCCUUCCUGCCGGAAUUCUCCUUUACUAGGAAUGAGGACUUCUACCCAUGGUCAGACACACUGUCUAGGACACACUGAGACUUGAACUAAGUCAGCAGACAAGCAAAGCACAGGCGAGAGACAUCACUGCACAGAAACAUUCAGCAAUGAAAUUGGAAUUUUUAGAAUACUCAUAUGGCUUGAAACCAUAAUGGUUUACCAUGGCAUGAAACUGUGGUUUCCACUAUCUUAGCGAAACCCAAAUUGUAAUCAUUUGCUUAGAGCCAUUUGCUACACUGUCUGUAACAUUUGGCUUAUGGAAGUCAACUUUACCAAACACAAAAAUGAACUUCCUUAAAAACAAGAUAUACAUACACAAUGUGUGUAUGUAUACAUGUAUGUAUGUAUGUAUGUAUGUAUGUAUACACUGAAAUUUAAAAUCACCUUCAAUACCAAAGCAAGUUAAGGUAUCAUAACACCUUUGAAUGGUAUCUCAGAUUUUUCUGAGUACUGCACUGGUAUCAUUGAUGGAAAUUUGAUAAAGGAUUAAUUCAAUUUCUAUUCCCUGGCAAUGAAUGCUGGAAAAAAUAUUAGGUUCAAUUUUCUUGUUUCUAGAGAUCACAACCUUCUUUGCCAUCAAUGUAAAAGUUGUAUUUGGAUUUAAGCCCAAGCAAAGGUAAUAACAAUCAUAAUGUUAGUCUCCAAAAGUACUCUCUAACAAAUCAUGCAGGUACCUGUUACAUUUCAGAUUCUACCCGCAGAGUGUUAAAAAUCCCAAUCUCAUAAAAAGGGCAGGCACUGUUCUGUUUUUAAAGCACUGACAAGAAUAUACUCCCUGAUCUUUCUGAACUCAUUGGUGUCCAAUCCUUGUAUGUCGGCAGUAUAGGUGUUAGUCUGCUCUUUGUUUCUAAAAACAUGCUGCAACGUUUGGCGCUGACAGAUAUACUUCCAAGGCUGUAGUGCACAAAUUUCCAUGCACAUACAGGAAUAUUUUUAAAUGAUGUAACAAAACAUAAAUUUAAGAGUGCCUUUACAAAAACACACAUUUAAGGUUUUAAUUAGGAUUGUCCUCAAGACUUGAGGAUUUGCUGAUAACUUAAUGUCUUGUGGAAGCCACAGCAUCUAAAGGAGUCUUUUUUUUUUUUUUUUUUUUUACCUUUUAUGUUUUAAAUACUAGUAAGGAGAAAAUAAUUGCAGAUAUCGCCUUAAAAGUAGAUAACAGGUGGUUGUUAUUACCCAAAAGUUGCUGCAUAUAUAAUAUUUUAUCUGUUUAGAAAAUGGGCUUUUCCAAAACUGAAGGAGACCAAAGCAAAAAUCAGUAUUUGUGUUUCAUUAAUCAAGAUAUAAAAUGCAAUUAAAGAAAAAUAUUUUAAGUGAAAA
Messenger RNA from Meriones unguiculatus (Mongolian gerbil), 4435 nucleotides. RefSeq names its product calpastatin (gene Cast). Gene Ontology annotation, molecular function: calcium-dependent cysteine-type endopeptidase inhibitor activity. NCBI's taxonomy places the organism in Eukaryota, Metazoa, Chordata, Mammalia, Rodentia, Muridae. The transcript is spliced from 32 exons. The coding region runs from base 134 to 2470 and encodes 778 amino acids. Gene Ontology annotation, cellular component: cytoplasm. The record is from RefSeq and is a predicted model, not a curated record.